Molecule: messenger RNA, 1201 nt
Organism: Drosophila biarmipes
Lineage: Eukaryota; Metazoa; Arthropoda; Insecta; Diptera; Drosophilidae
Exons: 1
Coding region: 196-1173 (325 amino acids)
Source: RefSeq, a predicted model, not a curated record
CUGCCCAACCUGGCGGCAUCCCAACAUGAACCCGCUUCACACACGAAACCUUCGCUCAACCAUCCGGUCAGGAACCGAAUCCAAAUCUAAAAUCACACACCAAACAGACCUGAACCAACUAUACAGAACCGAGACGUAGGGUCCUCGAGAGCGGACUCGUAUUAUUUGAAAACCAAAAUUUUCCACGGAACCGCGAUGAGCACCAAGCCGAACGGAGGUGGUCAGGAGGAGGAGGAGGCGCCGCCGAUCGCGAAUGCCAGGCGUCUGGCCUUGGAUCGGGCGCUGACCAAUGUGGUGAGCCUGGCCCGCCGCCUGAACUUCGCCAGCACCGAGGGCUAUGGAUGCCGGGAGGAGUGCCUGGAGUUGGCAGUGCCAAAGGAGCUCAAGGGGAUGGAGGACACCGCCAGCUGCUCACCCGUGAAGACGGGCUCCGAAAGACUGGGUCCCAAACGCAAGCCGAGUACGCCAGUGCGAUGCAUGCCCAAGGGCGCCAAGCCGCCCAAGCCGGAGUCCGUAUCGCGGACACCGCGUGGUGUCCAGUGCUUGACCGCCCAUCUGCCGGUGCCGCCGCCACCGCCGCCGCCCUCGCCGCGCUGCCCCCAGGCCCGGGAACUCUGCCUGGCCCUGGAGCGCGCCGACAAUCUGAGGAUCCAGUUCGGCCAGACCGACGAGGCGUUGAAUCAGCUGCUCUACGACGCCCAGGCCAUCGAACGCCAGGUGGCCACCCAGUGCCGGAUGCAGCGGGAUGCGGAGCUGAUCCGCAGCCUGGAGGUGGAGUACAGUGGGCGGUCCAUGAGGUACCUGAUAGAGGCCAUCCAGGCGGACUGCGAGAGCCAGCAUGUCCAGGAGCUAAGGCAACGGUGUCUGGACACCCUGAAGCGCCACGAGGAGCGGGAAAUGCAGCUGGCAGGCGAGGAAGAGGAGCAGGAUCGGGAGGAGGAGCAGGGCCCAGAGCGGGAUCAGGCUCAGAACGGGGACACUGGCGUCGGCAAGGGCACUCAAACCGAUUUCCUUCAAUACCAGAAUGAGAUCGAAUCAGCUCUGAUCAUACUGGAACCUCCAGUGGACCCCUCAGCCUUCCCAGCAGGAAGAUCCGGAGCAGGCGACGGCCACCAAGACCAAAAGAAAAUCGCAAAAAAAAUCCAGAGUGAAGCUGACCUUCCAGUUGAUUAGCAUUUCAAUAAAGAACUGAUAUGUGGUA